Asterias rubens (European starfish) is the source of this 13646-nucleotide messenger RNA. RefSeq names its product hemicentin-1-like. The transcript has 42 exons. The record is from RefSeq and is a predicted model, not a curated record. Gene Ontology annotation, biological process: protein phosphorylation. Gene Ontology annotation, molecular function: protein tyrosine kinase activity; ATP binding. Bases 1 to 10122 code for a protein of 3373 amino acids. NCBI's taxonomy places the organism in Eukaryota, Metazoa, Echinodermata, Asteroidea, Forcipulatida, Asteriidae.
AUGAUAGAUGCACAAUAUGAUGCAGACAGUGAAAAGAAUGGGAUUAUGACUAGCAUCUUUGGCUAUAUCUGUUGGAUUCAAUAUCCGGCUGGAAGGUUAAAAAAAGUUGGCCCACCAACUAUACAACCACUAGGAUCUGAACUCACACUUGUUGAAAACACAACACUGGAAAUAUCUUGCAAUGGAGCCUUCGUUCUUGAGUGGAUUUAUCCCGAACACUUAGCUGUAGAAAACCGAGCAGAUAUUACGAGAUUUCCCUGCAAGGAUUGUGAACCCCAGUUAAAACAUUCCAGUGUACUCCGAGUGGAGUCAGCACAAUAUAAGGAUACUGGACAGUAUUUGUGUGCCUACCUGAGAUACUCGGACAAUUUGACCAGUGAUGUGUCUUCUCAGGUGUAUGUUUAUGUCUCAAGCAACGAUCCUGAGAAACUUUUGCUACCAGUGGCUGAUCACAAUAUUUAUACUAGUGGUGAAUCACCAUUCACCAUUCCCUGUCGGACAACUAACUCAAGGACUGAAGUUUCUCUGGUCAUUGGAUUUACGACGGUUACGAACCAGGAUGAAAGUACCUUAGUCUUCGAUCCCAAGAUUGGAUUUAAUGUUUUGGCUAAUCAGGAAUUGUACAAUGGAUUUGUUACAUGCGAGGCACGCCUGGGAAAUAUGCUCCAGCAGCAGAUAUUCACUGUGCACUAUGAAGUCCAUAGUUCCCCAGUCAAGCCUGAGAUACACGCCAGCAAGACUGAAGUGAUACAGGGCUGGGAAGGGUUUGAUGUGAUGUGCGAGGUGGACGUGCCAUCAAGAAGCCAUAUUGAACUCAGCUGGGAAUAUCCAGGAAAAAGGAUUUCAAGUUUGGAAUUCAACUACCGAGAGAAAUCUUCCCGUCAGAUCAGUGAGUCUGAGCUACAUCCCCGCAGAUUCAGCAGCAGACUAUUCAUCCAGAAUGCCACUGCCUUUGACAAUGGAACCUUUACUUGCAUAGCCAGCAAUCAGAUUGGGAGUCUCUCUGCAGCAGUUAACAUAACCGUCUUGCCGGGAGAACACUUGUUCAAAUACGGCCCUCCUAACAUCCAAGGAGCCCCUCUCCAUCUGAACAUCAGUCAGGGUGAGAUGCUGGAACUCAACUGCUCCGGUGCCUACACCAUGGAGUGGAGUUACCCUCAGAGCAUCCAGACUCAUGUAUUAUUAUCCUCUCGUGCUUGCCCAACGUGCCUCCCUGCCUCCCAGCACACCAGCAUCCUCCGUGUUGAGAACGUUGGCUACAGUGACUCAGGGACUUAUCAGUGUAUCUAUAGCCGAUAUAUGAAUCAUAUCAACAGUGGAACGGUCAGCCAGGUGGAUGUGGCAGUUAUUGGAAAUGAUGCCAGCCUUCUCCAGGUUGGUCCCCCUCACAUCGAUGUCGACUCCUCUGAAGUCGUCACAACGGAGAACUCCACAGUGGAAGUGAGUUGCACUGGGGCCUUCACUCUCGAGUGGCUGUACCCAGACAGUGUAGCACCCAGAGUUAAACCUACAUCAGCGGCUUGCCCAACGUGUCCGAGAGCACUAAGGCACAAGAGUGUGCUGAGGAUUGAGACCAUGGAGUACACAGACACAAGCCUGUACCGAUGUGUGUACGGCAGAGACUCUGAUAGCAUCUCUGAUGAAACAUCGGCAGAGAUUUAUGUGUUUGUAAAGAGCCCAGACAAUUUGUUUCUGCCUCUUCUUGACAACGAAAACUCCCUCAUCAUUUUCGGAGACGAGCCAUUUGUUAUACCAUGUCGGGUCACAGACCCCAGCGCCACGGUCACUCUGACCUACGAGCAGGACACUGUAAGAACAGGGAAGAGGCAUGGGGUGACCUUUGACCCUCGCAUCGGCUUCUCCGUGACUGGCCGAGAUUGGGACGGUGUAGUGGCUUGUGAAGGAGUCGCAGAGGGCCAGUCGCACCUUCAGCUGUUUGAGGUUCAUCUCGUUGACACAAAGAACCUGUUCCUGCCCAUCAGUGAUCAGAACCUCCUCGCCAGCAACACCGAGCCCCUGAUCAUACCGUGCCGCGUUGCAGAUCUCCGCACCAAAGUCUCCCUGAUGAUCGAGUACAACACCCUGGUGGAGCAGGACGGGGUAACGGUCAUCUAUCACCCAAGUGUUGGCUUUAAUGUGACGGCUAACCAGGAACAGUUCCAUGGAUUCGUCUUCUGCGAGGGGCACCUUGGGAGGGUCCAACAGCAGCAAAUGUUCACUGUGACUUAUGAAGUGAGUGGGCCGAUACCCAAGCCUGAGGUGUACGCCAGCAAAAGAGAAGUGAUCCAGGGCUGGGAGGGGUUUGAGGUGACGUGCGAGGUGGAUAUGCUAUCAAGAAGUAGCCUAGAUCUCAUAUGGGACUACCCAGGAAAGGGGAUGCCUGAUGUGGAAUACAACUAUCGAGAGGAGAAAACAUCUCUCUUGAUCAGCGAGCCGUUGAGUAUCUCUCGCAAGUUCAGCAGUACCCUGUACGUACUGAACACCACUCAGCACGAUAACGGCACCUACUUUUGCACAGUGCAAGCCAACGAGGAGGCUGUCACAUCAGAGAUAGACAUUCAUGUUUUGUCUGGAACCCGCCUCCAUGAAGUGGGUCCUCCACAUCUUCAAGACGUCACAUCCUCUCCUCUUAGCAUUUCCAGGGGAGAGGUCCUGGAGCUUACCUGCUCCGGCGCCUACACCCUAGAGUGGAUCUACCCCCAGAGUAUCCAGUCCCAUGUCUUCUUGUCAUCCAGAGCUUGUCCUAUGUGCUCUUCAGCAACCAAACACACCAGCGUCUUACGGGUUGAGAGUAUUGAAUACAGUGAUUCUGGUAACUACCAGUGUGUGUACAGUCGCUACAUGAACCAUAUCAACAGCGGUACAGCUGUGCAAGUUGAUGUUCUUGUCACUGGGAGAGAUGGCAGUCUUCUCGAUGUCGGACCCCCACAAAUUCUGACCAACUCUUCCGAGAUCGUCAUCACGAGCAAUGACACGAUGGAGUUAGAGUGUACAGGUGCCUACACCCUUGAGUGGUUAUUCCCAGCCAGCGUAGCCCCCAGGGUCAUAUUGACUGCAGUAGCUUGCCCAACGUGUCCCCAGUCUGUCAGAUACAGGAGCAUGCUUCAGAUUGAUCGAAUGGAGAGUCGAGACACUGGUUCAUAUCGAUGUGUGUACAGCAGGCAGCUCAACAGCAUCAGCAAUGAGACAUCAAGUGGGAUUUAUAUCUACAUCAAAAGUUCUGACAGCUUAUUCCUGCCACUUCUGACGAAUCAGAACGUCCUAGCAGUUCUUGAGAAUGAUCCUUUUGUCAUACCGUGUCGUGUGAGUGACCCUCAAGCCACUCUAACCCUGGACAUCAACGACCACCAGAUGCUUGGUGCAGAGGUAGGGGCGUGGUAUGAUCCACAGGUAGGCUUCACCAUGCCACCUGCCAGCUGGAGUGGACGUGUGGUGUGCUAUGCUGAAGCUGGGAAUGUAAUGGAUGAACAGGCUUUUACACUCAGCCUGGAAGUCGGCAACGCUCAAGAUCAGCUCAACAUCAUGGGUCCUCCUCGCUUCCAGGGUACCCCGUCCCAUAUGGCCAUUGUCGAUGGAGACACCCUGGAGCUUACCUGCUCUGGUGCCUACACCUUGGAGUGGAAUUACCCUCAAAGUAUCCAGGCUCAUGUGCUCCUCUCUUCCAGGGCUUGCCCGACCUGCCCGACUCACUCUCAACAUACGAGUGUUCUUCGUGUUGAGAAUGUUGGAUACAGCGACUCUGGGAACUAUCAGUGCAUGUACAGUCGGUAUUUGAAGCAUACUAACGGCGAAACAGCCACACAAGUUGCUGUGAUUGUAACCAGUAAUGAUACCAACCUUCAUCAUGUAGGAGCCCCCAUCAUCCACAUUGAAACCCCCGAUCUUACAGUCACUGAGAACUCAACAGUUGAGCUGAACUGCACCGGAGCCUACACCUUAGAAUGGAACUAUCCUUCCUCUACAGCCCACAAGAUUACCUCUACCUCCACAGCUUGUCCAACCUGCCCCCCUGAUCUGCGUCAUCAGAGUAUCUUGAGGAUCGAGGACAUGAUGUCAUUUGACACCAACGCUUAUCAGUGCGUCUACAGCCGCUUCUUGGGUAAUGCGAACAACGGUACAUCCGCCGAGGUCUAUAUCUUCGUACGGAGCAACGAUCCUUCAAAGCUAUUCUUUACUGAGUCACCUGAUAUGUUCACUUCCCUCCACGUCCUGGAGAAUGAGCCGUUUGUCGUCCCGUGUCCAGUCAGCGAUCUAGAGGUUCCUGUUAGACUCCUCCAAGGUGAGGUAGAUGUAGGGGAACAACUGGGGGCAGUGUUUGACCCUAAGGUGGGCUUUAAACUCCAGCCCAACGAGUACCAUGGACUAGUAUCAUGCUCUGCUUACUCUGGUGACAGUCACACCGAGCAGAUAUUCCUCCUUUUUUAUGAAGCUAAAUCAAGCAAUCCAAAUCCCCAUGUAGUUGCCAACAAACAACAAGUUCUUCGAGGCCAAGAGGGUUUCAGGGUGACAUGUACAGUAGACUUGCCACUCGGGAGCUCUGUGACAACAACCUGGUCCUACCCAGGCAAAAGGAGCAACCCAUCCAGUUCUAACUACAGCGUUAAAACAGCCACUGAAGAAGUUGAGGAAUCUUACGAAGGACAGAGCAGAACCAUCCAUCGCUUCACCAGCGUGCUGCACGUGAAGAACGCCACCCUGCAUGACGAUGGAGAAUAUACAUGCACAGCUCAAAACUACAAGGGAAAAAAGUCUGUCUCACUCAAUGUUACAGUUCUAGAUCCAGGGAUGUUAUUCCUACCGUCUAGCGAGCGCAUUGUCAAGGCAGACGACCUCUCACCCUUUGUUAUUCCCUGCCGCACCGCCAACCUCAAUGUCCAAGUGUCCCUGGUCAUUGGCUAUGAGUCUGUGGUCGUCCAAGAUAACCACACGGUCAUCUAUGACCCUAAGGUGGGCUUCAAUGUGACAGCCAAUCAGGAGCUGUUUGAUGGACUCGUACGCUGCGAGGGACAACUUAGAAACAUUCAGCAACAGCAAAUAUUCACAGUGUAUUAUGAAGUCAACAGUCCGCUUGCCAAACCGAAGAUACAAGCCAGCAAAACUGAGGUGAUCCAGGGCUGGGAAGGGUUUGAGGUGACGUGUGAGGUAGAUAUGCCAUCAAGAAGCAGUCUAGAUCUCAUAUGGGACUAUCCAGGAAAGGGGAUUGCAGACUCUGAAUCCAACUAUCGAGAGGAGAGAACGUCACGUCACAUCACUGAACCCUCCAGGAUCUACCAGAAGUUUGUCAGUCACCUCUUCGUUGCCAAUUCUACAGAGUACGACAGCGGGUUGUACGUAUGUAUGGCAAAGAAAAACCUGGAGAGUGUUUCAACAGAGAUUCACAUCAAUGCAAUACCUGGAGAUGAGCUUCGAGAGAGGGGUCCUCCCCGCUUCCAAGGUUCCCCGUCCCAUCUGACCAUCAUCGAUGGAGACACCCUGGAGCUUACCUGCUCUGGUGCCUACACCCUGGAGUGGAAUUACCCUCAGAGUAUUCAGGCCCAUGUGCUCCUCUCCUCCAGGGCUUGCCCGACCUGCCAGACUCACUCUCAACAUACGAGUGUUCUGCGUGUUGAGAAUGUUGGAUACAGCGACUCUGGGAACUAUCAGUGCGUGUACAGUCGGUACAUGAAGCAUAUUAAUAGUGGAACGGCCAAACAGGUCACCGUGAUCAUCACCAGCAAUGACACUCACCUUCACAAAGUGGGAGCACCCAUCAUCCACAUAGACACGCCUGACCUGAUAACCACUGAGAACUCCACUGUCACGCUUACCUGCACUGGAGCCUACACUCUGGAAUGGCUGUACCCUUCGUCCCUCGAGACUGAAAAGAUUACCUCUACCUCCACGGCGUGUCCAACCUGCCCCCCUGCCCUCCGUCAUCAAAGCAUCUUGAGAAUUGAGAAGAUGAUGUCGAUGGACACCAAUGCGUAUCAGUGCGUCUACAGCCGGUUCUUAGAUAACAUCAGCAAUGACACAUCUGCCGAGGUCUACAUAUUUGUACGUAGCAACGAUCCAAGCAAACUUUUCCUGUUUCGUAAACCUGACAUCCAACCCGCUCUCAACAUCUUUGAGGGUGAGCCGUUUAUUGUCCCCUGUCAGGUCAGUGACCCCACGGCUCACGUCAUGCUCGAGAAAGACAGCAGGAAUGUUGGGGAGGAGGUUGGAGCAGUUUAUGACCCUAAGGUUGGCUUCAGAGUCCAGUCCAGCCAAUGGCAAGGCAUCCUGGCUUGCACUGCUUACUCUGGUGUUAAUUACACCAAACAGAUAUUCAUCACAUUUUUUGAAGCAAUAUCCUACAUGCCAAGUCCACAGGUUUUUGCAGAUAAACAGCAAGUUCUACAAGGGCGUGAGGGUUUCCAAGUGACAUGUGUCGCAGAGGCACCGCUCAGCACCUCCAUGACAGAAACAUGGUCCUAUCCCGGCCAGGGGAGAAACCAAUCUGAGACCAGCUAUGAGAUACAGCAAACCUCCUCAGAAGAGACCCAACUCCACAAGGGUCAAAGCAGAUCAUUCCGUCGCUUCACCAGCGUGCUUCAUGUGAAGAAUGCCACAAAGUAUGAUGAUGGAGAGUAUACAUGCACUGCGCAAAACUACAAGGGAAAGAAAUCCGUCUCACUGAAUGUAACUGUCCUAGAGCAUGGUUACAUCCGAAUCAAAGCUAUCCGAAGUCAAUCCAGCGAAGACCCGAUGGAGGUUGUACGUGACAACUACGGCUUCCGUAUCUCCUACUACUUUGAGGGCUACCCCAGGCCAAAGCUCAACUGGCUGAAGGACGGCAAGAACCUCUCAGAGAGUAAUAUCCCCAACGACUACAAGACGAGGUUCAGGGACGACAUUGCCCUGGUGCGCUUCUUCGAGGUGACGGAUGCGCACGCAGGCAACUACACAUUAGUAGCUAGCAACAAGGACGUUACUGUUACAGAGAAUGUAGUCGUGGUAGUAAAUGUCAAACCAGAGGUGAGCAUCACUUCCUGGCCGCUAACGACAAACACUGAUCCUCCCCUCUACACGCUGGAUACAAUGUACCACUUCAACUGCAGCGCCACUGGACGACCCAUGCCGACAGUACACUGGAAGUUCAUGGUGUGUCCCAACAUCUCCAACGUCUGCAACAGCAACAAGAAGAACAGUCGCUGGACCCCGGUGGAGAGCGACCAAGUGCCGGGCCAACAGGCAUUGCUUCAAGUGGCUGCCUCGUACCCAAGGAUCUAUCGCUGCUGUGCUGAGUCUCCUAAAUUUCCCUCACCUGAUAACAACUGUAAAGACAUUCACUUCAGAGUUACUGAUAUACCCAUGGGAUUCUCAGUUGUAGCUGACAAACCCACUCCAUUCCAGGGUAGUCUUGUGACCCUCCGCUGUAAGGCAAGCACCUACGUCUUCAAGGGGAUCCAGUGGCAGUUUGUUGGUCCACACAAUCAGACUCGGCAACAGCAAGACAACUGGCACAUCGAGACCAAGCCGGAGGGUUUCUCUAAGCAGUCUGUGCUGACGUUGAGUAACGUUACUGGGAGUGAUACUGGGUACUAUCAGUGCUAUGCACAGGAACGGAGAGGAGAGGUGAAGAGGAUGGAAGCGGUGUAUGUGGAGGUCCAGGAGCACAUAGCGCCUGAGGUCCGCACAUCCCCCAGAACCCUGGAACUUGACAAGGACAUCGACAAGAUCUCCCUGAGGUGUAAAGCCACCGGUACCCCUCUACCCACCCUCAGCUGGAUCAAAGACGGCAGGAACCUAACGGCCGAUAUCCAUCUAGAAGAGACGUCUCAUGGGCGAGUCUUGCGGCUUGAGAGAAGGCGUAUCAUAAUCAGCGAUAGUGGGUCGUAUAUUUGCAUCGCUACAAACCCUUCCGGGAGUCAAAACAGCACAGUGGAGAUAGUGGUCCAAGAAAGACCUAAAUUUGAGAAGAACCUUCCCUCUACCAUCAAGGCAGUACCAGGCAGCAACGUUACCCUCUCUUGCUCAGCAACAGGCACCCCCAAACCCUCCGUGGUGUGGACCCGUAACGUCAAAGGUGUCAUCCAGCCUGUGCUCAGUAAGCUGUAUAGCAAUGAGGAGAAUGAGUUGAGGUUUGUUGGGGUGUCACUGAAGGACCAAGGGUUAUAUAGCUGUCUUGCUGAAAACAACAGGGGAUCAGCGGUCCGGAAUAUCACCCUUGAGUUAGAUACUUCACUGCAGUUGCCGUAUACUAGUGGGACCUCUCCGCGUGACAUUGUUGUAAUAGGCGUUAGUUGUUUCGUCGUCCUCAUGGCUGUUCUCUUUGUUGUUCUAAGAAUAAGACGGACAAAGCAAAAGUACAUUGCUGGAGGUGAUGACAUGUUACUGCCAAUAUCACUGGGUCAAGUUGCUGAUCUUGAAGAUAUCUGUGACCACCUACCAUAUGAUCCAAAGUGGGAGUUCCCUAGAGAGAGGCUGAAACUAGGUUCCAUCCUCGGCCAGGGAGCCUUUGGUAGAGUGGUCAAAGCAGCUGCCUUUGGUAUUGACAAGACUCAGAAUUGUACGACAGUUGCCGUUAAGAUGCUAAAAGAAAAUGCAACUGAUCUUGAGCGGAAAGCCCUGAUGACCGAGCUGAAGAUGUUAAUCCACAUCGGCCCUCACCUCAACGUGGUUAACCUGAUGGGUGCCUGCACAAAGAUGGAUCUGCUGAUCGUUGUUGAGUUCUGCGCAUACGGUAACCUCUCAGACUACAUGCGAAGCAGACGUGACUCCUUCGUGAUUGAAUCCAAGACCCCUCAGCGUCUUAUCCCACAGCUCCUUCCGGGACCAAGCAGUAGGGGUGCCUCGGCAGAGCCAGACAGCCCAGGGCUCUCCCUGGAUGUAGAGGAGGAUGAAGACGAUGACGUCUUCACAUUCUGUGAAAAGAAGGAACCCCUGACGCUCAAGGACUUGCUUUGUUUUGCCUUCCAGGUUGCUAGAGGAAUGGAGUUCUUGGCAUCCAAGAAGUGUAUUCACAGAGACCUGGCUGCUCGCAACGUCCUACUAACAGAGGAUAACAUCGUGAAGAUCUGCGAUUUCGGCUUAUCACGGGACAUCUAUCACGAUCCUGAUUAUGUGACACGAGGAGGGGGUCGUCUUCCAAUUAAAUGGAUGGCACCAGAGUCAAUCUUUGAUAAAGUCUACACAACAUACAGUGACGUGUGGUCAUACGGCGUCUUUAUGUGGGAGUUAUUUUCACUCGGCGGAUCCCCAUACCCGGGAGUACAGGUGGACGAGGAAUUCUACAACCGCUUAAAGAACGGCUAUCGUAUGUGUGCACCCGAACAUGCACCACAAGAAAUUUAUCACAUCAUGUUAGAAUGCUGGAACACAGAGGCUAAGGACAGACCAGACUUCAGUGAUCUAGUCAUUAAGCUGGGAGAUCAACUGGAGGCUAAUGUCAUUCAAGAGUAUUUGGAUCUGAAUGUUCCCUUUGAGAUUGAGAAUGCUAGUCGUCCCUCCACACAAUACAUUGAGAAAGAUCCUCAAGAGCUGGAACCAGUAGUCACUCUCCCACCAGAGAUGGUCCAGGCAGAGAAAUCCAGCAAGGAUGCAGAGCCCGGCGCCAAGGAGGACGGGGAAGCAGUUGCAGCAGAGGGAGCAGACGCAGUGGAAGUAGAGAUUCAAGAUCCAAGACCAGUGUGCCCAAGCUUGGACGGACGUUUUAGAUUAGCCAACCGAUUACAAGAACCCAGCAAGGAUACGCAGUGUGUGGUGCAAAUAACAAACAAUGAGGCUAAGGCCAUGGAGCAAGCAGGAGCAUCUUCGGGUGUGGUCAGUGCAGAGAUUGCCGUCCGCAAAGAGCAAACUCAUCUCACCGAAGCCGUAGCGGGCAGUGAGAGUCACUUGAACGAUAGCCACAUCAGCGAAACCACUCUCUUAAUGGAGGAGGGACGCGACUCCCUCAGCUCUCUGGAGAAAGUCGAACUAGAAGGACUUGAGAGCAGUCGGGAUGCGUUCCACAGUCGUAGCCGCGGCAACAGUAAGAGUGAGGAGUCAGUUUCUUCAGACUCCUCCAGCGGGUUUCGCUCUGGUGGUUAUAUCUCAGAUGCAAACGAAGAUGAACCUCCACCGGAAUACAAUAAAGUCAUGCAGGUGGUGACUGUUCAUUUCUGAGUAUUCAAAUUAUAAGAUAUAUACAGAUAUAUAUUAUAUUCUCCAUCCACAUGAGUUUUCCUUGAUGUAAAGCAGCUUGUUUUCAUUUGUCCCCGACAACGGUGGAGUGGAGAAAGAAAUCCACUGUUUGCCUUAAGAUGUUACUUCCAUUUUCUAAUUCAAAUAAAUCAUGAUAUUUGAUGCCACUAAAUUGCCUGCUUUUGUUCUUUGAUAUUUUUUUUACAUCAGGUUUUUUAUAGAACAAAAAACUGCCGACAUCUCAGUGAUUAACCCAUGGCAGUGGUUGAAAGGAACUUUCACUUCCCUUUUAGCCCUGAUACAUGUAACUUCUUGAUCGUUCAUCAUGCUAUUUUCGAAAAAGAGUUACAAGCCAAAGGUGUUUUUUAAAUCUAUCAACUUGUAUGUCUUCAAGAGAUUUAUUUUGCCCCCCCCCCCCCCACCAAAUGAAGAUGUUUUACCAGUGCCUGUUUCUUGUUAGUUUUCACUGACAGAUUGUGUAUAUAUUAUGAUUGUUUAGAUGCAAAAGCAACAAAUCUGUCAUCCCACACACUGUUCUAAAGAUAAGAGUUAAUUCUCACAUAAGUGCCUUAACAAUUUUUCAGAAAUAAUGUUCUGAUCUUGAAGUGUAUUUAAUGUCUCCUUUCUAUGCACAUCAAUAAGCUUUUAUAAAAAGUACAAAUUUUAUUGACUUUUAACCAUGUUGGAAAAAACCCAGCUAUGGGUUUUUUUAAUUUACAAACAACCAUUCUUAAAAGGUGCCUAAUCAUGGAAAGUGCUUAUAAGCAAUUAUAUAUUUUAUACAAUUAGUUGAGAAAAAAAAUAUUAAUUUGAAAAAAAUAAAUGCCUUUUCAAUUUCCUUUUUUAAUGAAUCUCAACCCUUAUAUUAUUCAAACAUAUAUAUUUGAGAUUAAUAAAAGAAAAAAUUUCUUCUACCUCAUGUGUUAUCCACUGCCACUUAAAAAGUUAUCUACAUUAGACAUUAAAACUGAAGAUAAAAGUAAAACUAAGAUAAAGAAACCUUAACUACUGGGAGAACCAGUUUAGGGGAAGAUAAAUAUUACUGUUAAAUUGUUUCAUUCCUGUAUGAAUUGCAAGAUGUUUGGCAACUUACUCCACUGUCAGUUAUAAUAUCACCUACAGAAAUACAUGUAGUUUGGCAGUAUAUAAUUAGUUUUGUUUCCAAUAUUUGCCAAACUUUUUCCCUUUGCCAAACUUUUUCCCAUUUUUGUUUGUGUUCACUAUUUCUGGACUAAGAUUAAUAGCCUGUUUUCAAACUUUCCUUCGCAGAAAAGUAAACAAUUACAUAUCUUUUGUUGCUUUGCCUGCCAAAGAAACACAGUUAUUGUUAAGCACUUGUCUUGAAGUAAUGGUUGUAACGUUUAAUGGCAAACAUUUUUUUAGACUUCUUACUGUUGAUCCACCUGAAGUACACAACAAUUCUUAAAUAUAUUACUUAUUUUGUUCGUACUAGAAAAUCUAGUGAAUACAUCCAUUUAAACACAUAUCAUCUUGUUGAGAAAUUAUAACCCCACAACCAACUCACUACAGGAAUACCUCAAAUGAGAAAAUCACCACAAUAACCAGUAACUAAUUACUAAUAAUUUGUAACUGAUAAGCAGCUAUCAAAGUUUUUUGAGCAAUGAGUCAAAGUUUCUUUUGCUGGGGUCAUUCACCGUUAGUGUUGUUUUUUGUGUGUUUUUUUUAGUCACCCCAUUGCAGACACAGAAAGCACCGCUGCAAAAUGCGCAUUUUCUACCUUCACCAUUUUGGGGUCAAACCCUUUGUGUAUGUUUUUGCUCUUUAAAUGUGGGACAGCAUAGGUGCAUAGACCUUAUUGGGAAUACCCGGCAUGCCUGAUACCCGGUACGUGCCCGUUGGGUGUGGAAUGAGGUGCAUGCUGGGAUAGGUAGCAAUCAAGUUUGAUAGCUAGCUAGACCAACAUGCACCUCAUUCAACAGUUGGCGCUUAGGUAAUGGGUAUUUGCCAAAAAGUCUAUGUAAGUGCGCUGUGCAUCAAGCAAAGGGGUCAGUAGAUAUGAUUACCAAUAUCUCAUUAACCUUCAUUCCAUGCAACUUGAUUAUAGGGGAGUGUGCAAUAGGAGCUGGGAGCAACUUCCGGCUUUCUAAAUCUUUAAGAUAUCGUUCCUUUGCUUAUUUACCGCAUUAUAUUUCAGAGCUGUUUUUUAAGCUCAACCAGCCACUGAAGCUGCCAUGUUAAUUACAGUAGUACUUUUUAGCCCAUCAUUUUAGCGAAGAUUAGAUCUUGUUUUUUUAACUGUGUGAUUGUUUAUUCAGUAUAAAGGGUCCAUUUAAAAAAGAAAAUUAUAAUGCUCAACUUUUCAACCUUUUGAAUUUGUACUUUAUGUUUUUCUUGCCCAAAACCCACAUUGAUGAAAUAGGAACACUUGAUUCUUUGACAUUGGUUGACAAUCAUGUUAAUAUUACAAAGUAUUAUAAUUCUCAUUUUUGAUGUUGCUUUUUCUCACAUGAUCAUAAACUACAGGUCAGAGUCCAAGGCAUUUUGAGGGUUCCUUUGGUUUAUGACCAGAAAAAUAAUAAUAAUUUCUUCUUUUCUUGCGUUUGGCUGAUAUACAGUUUGAAUACAGACCACAACAAGUUUAUUAAAGUUACAAAGACCCACUGUGCCAAAGAUGUUUUUGAAGAAUCCUAUUUUAAGCCUCUUGUGUUAUUAUGCUGCAGAUAUUAGCACAAACAUAAUUUUAUCUUACAUUUGUUGGUUAAACACCUAUACAUUCAAAAUAUGUUGUAAAUUUUACUUGCUCUCAAAUCAAAAUUUAAAGGGUAUUAUUAUUAUAAAUGAGAACUUAUAAAGCGCACAAAUCCAACAAAGUGCUCAUGGCGCUAAAUACAAAGAAUAAUAUUUACAUGUACAAUAAUAGUAACUGUCUGCCUAAAAAAACACGUUUCAUUAAUAGAUACAGGCUUUUCUCUGUCAAUUUCAUUUUAAAAUCAUUCAGUUUAGCACCUCAAUUCAACACCCAAUUAGGUUUCUAUACAAGUGUAUCAGCACGUAUCGAUCAAAAGGAGUAGUUCAAUUUCAAGUUUCAGUAAUCCUGGGUCAAAUAAGAUCAAUCAAUUUCAUUGAGUCCCAUUGAGUUUUAGAAUUAAUGAAAAGAACAAAAUCAUGUGCAUCCGAACAAACGAAAUUGGAUGCAACAGUAGCUAAAAUUAAAUCCCAACAUGAAAAAUCUAGGAAAACAUGAAUGAAUACGAAUGAGUAUUGAUCAAACUGAAUUUUUGCUAAAAUUUACCAAGAACAAAAAUAUUGCUUUUUUUACGAUAAGAAAAACGCACUCAUUUAAAGUUGUCUUGUAUUUGAUUGUCCCUCUUUGAGGCUUACUCAUACAGGUUGAGAAAGAUAUGUCGACCCAGAAAAGGUUUAUUAUGCAGCUUUUGUUAUGGUAUGUAAAUAGAAUCUCAUUCAUACAUUGAAUGUUCACAGAUUUACAAAUAACUUACAGGGUUUACAGAAGGUAGUGGUGAAAUACUUCUCUUGAAAUAUUA